This is a messenger RNA of Danio rerio (zebrafish), 1090 nucleotides long. The record is from RefSeq and is a predicted model, not a curated record. NCBI's taxonomy places the organism in Eukaryota, Metazoa, Chordata, Actinopteri, Cypriniformes, Danionidae.
AUGGCCCAGAAACUACAGUUCUUUCUUCUCCUCAUUGCUCUCUGCUCCAUAUCUGAAUGUGUUCAGCGUCAGUAUCACUUUAUUAAUGAGAUGAAGACCUGGACUGAAGCUCAGAGAUACUGCAGAGAGAAAUACACAGAUCUGGCCACUGUUGACAGCAUGAAUGACACAACUGAGCUAAUGAAAAUUGUAAAUAAUGUACGUCUCUGGAUUGGUCUUGAGAGGAAAUGGCAGUGGUCUUCAGGUGAUCCUGUGCUCUUUUUGAAUUGGGGAGAUAAACAACCUGACGGCAAAGAUGAGUGUGCUUUUAUGAGAAAUGGAGAGUGGCAUGAUUGGCCAUGCAACAAAGACUGUUUUUUUGUCUGCUACAACAGGAGCAGAGGACUGGUGUUUGUUAAUGAGAGGAAGAACUGGACAGAUGCUCAGAGUCACUGCAGACUGCAUUACACCGAUCUGGUCAGUGUGAGGAACCAGAAUGAGAAUCAACAGCUGGAGAAGUUCAUUAAUGACAGUCCGAAACCUGAACCAGGAUCUGAUGUCUGGAUCGGUCUGUUCAGAGACUCGUGGCAGUGGUCAGAUCAGAGCAACUACUCAUUCAGUAAUUGGAAACUUGGUGAACCAAAUAAUGUUGGAGAUCAUGAAAACUGUACAGCAGUUGAAAAGGAUGCCCAGGGACAAUGGAUAGACAUUUCUUGUGACCACCAGCUUCCUUUUGUGUGUCAUGAAGAUAAACUGAUUGUGAUCCAGCAGAAUCUGUCGUGGUCUGAAGCUCUGAGAUACUGCAGACAGAAUCAUGUGGAUCUGGUCUCGGUUCAGUCAGUGGAGAUGCAGUAUGAGGUGAUGAGCGAUGUUAAAAAGGCGUCUACUGAGGCGGUGUGGUUGGGUUUGCGUUUCUCCCACAUUUUGGGCAUCUGGUUCUGGGUGAGUGGAGAAACCGUGUGCUAUCAGAACUGGGCUCCAGGGAACGGCACAUCAGAGGAGAACUGUGAGGCCACAGUGAGAUCUGGAGCAGUUCAGUCUGGAGGAGAUCAGACCUGGAUCAGCCGUCCUGAAACUCACAAACUCAACUUCAUCUGCAGCAAAUAUUAGU